This is a messenger RNA of Eimeria maxima, 2982 nucleotides long. RefSeq lists its product as hypothetical. The record is from RefSeq and is a predicted model, not a curated record. NCBI's taxonomy places the organism in Eukaryota, Apicomplexa, Conoidasida, Eucoccidiorida, Eimeriidae. The transcript has a single exon. The coding region runs from base 1 to 2982 and encodes 993 amino acids.
AUGGAGGGGUCUGUUGGGGGUGUUUUGCAGCGGUUUAGGCUGCUGCUGGUGGUGGUGUUUAUGUGUGUAUUAGUAGCAGCAGCGCCGUAUUGUAGGGGCGCGGCGGUGGGGGAGUCGGCUCCGGAGACGGUGGAGGCGGCAUUGGAGAGCCCUUCCGCAAUAGCAGAAGCUGGUGCAGCAGCAGCAGCAGCCACACACUCAUCACCAACAGCUAGUAUGGGACCCCGCCACCGCGAUUCAACGGCUUCUAUUCGGCCCCGGUCUCGGCGUUCUUCGCGAUCGGCUGCUUCAGUGAACCGUUCCCACGCUAGCUCUGGGCGCAGGGGAGGCAGCUCACGCAGCAGCCGCAGCAGCAGCCGCAGCAGCAGCAACCGCGGCGACCAGUGGCUGCCGUCGGCUGCAGGGUAUGCCAGCACUGCGCUGCUGGGGCUGCUGAUUGCCUAUGUUCUGCUGGCUGAGCGGCGGACUGCAGCGGCAACAGCUGCCCAUGAGAAGGAGUUGGAACAGGGUUUGGUGGCAGCGGAGAGCAGGAAAGCUGCUGAGUAUGCAAUAGAGAGGGAGAAGGAAUUCUGCGCAGCAACAGCAAGGGAGUUGGAGCACCUUAGAAUAGAGAUGCUACAGACGAGCGAGCUGCUGCUGCAGCUAGAAGAACGUCGAGAUACCGUUGUGGCUAAGGCAGCAGCAAAGGCAGCCGAAUCCAAGGCACAUGAAUCCAAGGAACUCGAGGCGCUGCGCAAGCGGGUGCAGGCAGCGCUGGCUGCUAACUACGAGGCGCAUGUAAGCCUGGAUGUAGCGCAGUUACUGUGGGGCGUUGCAGAUGAUGCUGCAGCAGCAGAUCUGCUGCAGCAGCUGCAGCAGGAAAGCAGCAUGCUAGAUGCAGAAGAAACCAGACUACAGACUGCACUACAAACGCUGAAGCAGUCCGAAUCAGUGGAAAGCGUUCUUGCUAGCAAGCAGAAACAGCUCGAUGAGUUAACGGAGCUGCUAAAAGGUAGCAAGGAGGAGCUAGAUAAGCUGAAGGCAGAAACCGCAGCUCAGCAACCAGAGGCUCUUGCAGCGGAGGACGCUGCUGUGUCUGCUGCGGUGCAGCAGCUGGAGGCGGAGCUGCAGCAGCUGCUGCAGAAGCAGAAGCAGGAGCGCAAAUCUCCUGCGAAUCAGCAGCAGCUAAUGGAGGAGGUGCAGAAGGCUCAAGAAGAGAAGCAGCAACUACAGCAGGAGUUAGAGGAACUCACAAUUGCCCCGACAAUGUACAAAGUAAGAGACAGGGCCCUGGAGGAAGCAGCUGCUGUGCUAAAGGAGAACAUGGACUUUCUUAACCGCGUCGUUACUCCUAGACCCUCUGUUAUCAAGAACCCCUCUUAUAUUGAGCACGAGAAGAAUAUGUACCCGGAGGAGAUGGAGUUGCUGCUGUCACGGCAAGAGCUGCUGCGGCUAGAAACUAGAGAGAGGACUUUAGAGGCGGAGGCAUUAUUGCUUGAACAGGGGACGGCAGAGGAGGUUCAGGUAGCGCAUGCCCUCUGUCGUCUAUUAAGAGCAAAGGCAACAGCAUCAGCAGAGGAACUCCAGUUUAAGGGAAGCAGCGGUGCCGCGUUAGCCGAGCAGCUGCUCCAGACUAUCGAGACCGCUACCGCUGCUGCUGGUGCUGCUGCUCCUGCGGGUAAUGCUGAAGAUGCCGGUGCAGCCGCUACAACUGCUGCUGCGAUCCCAGGCCCGCAAGAGGUGUUGGUGCAGGAAGCGGAGGCCGCUGCUGCUAGGCUUGAGCCAGAAUCGGUGCGACAGGCUCGUGCGGUGCUAGCAGCAGCAGAACAGGACUUAGAAGAUAAGGCAACGGCAGAAAGAUCAGUUGCUGCUGAGUUGGAUUGGCUAGGCCGAGUAAUUCCCGAGGUGCAGGAGCGGGUAGAAGAAGAUUUCCGUGCUGUCGACUUGCUGCGGCAAACAAUAGCGAGGCGCACAAGCGACCCUCAGGGUUUUGCGUUUGCCGCUGUUGAAGACCGCGCUCGAAAGGCAGAUAACCGCGUAAGGCUAAUGCGGAUGAUAAAGAGCUGCCACUCGGACUUCUCGGCGGAUAUGUUUAAGCAAGUGGAUGAGAGUGCGGACCCUCAGCAAUUGUGGGUCUACCAUCUCGAGAGGACUGCAGAUGAGUACGUGGUAGGAGCACAGGAGCUGAUGGAGCUAUAUAGUGAGAUGCGGCUAUCCAGUGGGGAAGCAGGAAACGCCUUUUGGAAGCUCCGUCUGGAGGAGGGGUUGCAAGAGCUGCCACUGGGUGUAUUGAUGGAGAAGGUGGUUGAGGGCCCUUCAGGCGAGCUGCAACAGCAGUAUACAAACAGCCGAUAUGACGAAGUGCAAACCGAGUUAGUUGUUCUUAAGCAGCAGAGAAGAACAUACCUCCAGAACCGCGAAGAGGUUAAACAGGGACUGGCCUUCAUUGCCGCCGCCAACUACUGGGAAAACGACCUCCCGAAGUCAUUAAUAAACGCGCAUGCUUACCUUAUCCGGUUAUCGGAGGCAAUUAAAUACUUGGAUGAGAGGCAGCGGCGGCUGGAGCGGAUCACAAAGGAGCAAAUUAGGGACGAGGUGAGCGCGAGCUUCUUGAAUGCCCUGUGGGAGGCAUUCAGAAGACAGAAGGACUAUGAAAAGGAUGCAACGGUAAUCGAAAAAGUGCAUGAAGCCAAUAUGGAGGCCCUCGCAGAGUCAGAAAGACAAAGCCAAGAUACGCUCUCACGCGCAGACAAACGUGAGGCAGAACUCUGCCCUACUGUUAACCGCCUCUCCCUCCCUCUAGUGCUGCCGCCUCCAGCACGCAGUGACUCUGGAAAGACCGCAGAAGAAAAAGAAGAAGAAGUAAUGACAGAAAUUCCAGGUGCACAACGUGUCCGAGCCUUCGAUGAACUCGUUGGUCUCACCCUCCCCAAUGUCAUGAAGCUUAGGAAGAAGUCUUCCAAGUCGGAUAGCAAACCGUCCAAAACACAGAGACGCGUGUAA